Chelonus insularis is the source of this 730-nucleotide messenger RNA. It is a transcript of the gene natalisin, whose product is annotated as natalisin. NCBI's taxonomy places the organism in Eukaryota, Metazoa, Arthropoda, Insecta, Hymenoptera, Braconidae. The coding region runs from base 3 to 680 and encodes 225 amino acids. The transcript has a single exon. The record is from RefSeq and is a predicted model, not a curated record.
AGAUGGCUCCAACAUACGAAUCUCCAGAAACAGUUGAUAAAGUUGUGCCAAUAGAAUCUAUUUUAAAGGAACAAAUUGAUCCAAUUAUUGAUCAAUGUUUAUUGAUUCCUGACAGCCAGAAUAAUCAAAUUUUUGUUUUGUCUACCACCAAUGGUAAAGAAUUGAUUUCUCAAAAUCGACGAAUAGUACGUAGUUGGAUGCCAGAUGCACCUUUGUAUGCUGAAGAACCCAAGUGGAUUGUGAUUGAAAACAUGGAUAAAUUUUCGAAGAACCAAAAGAAGCAUGGAAUUUCAACAAUUGAAGAGCCAUUCUAUAUUGCAAGAGGUAAACGUCUGUUGAAGAAUCGAUCUCCAGUUCAUUAUCCAAUGUUAGAAAAUGUAUUAAUUGAAGAUGAUCUGAGUUUGCUCAAAGGUCCAAAUAAGAAAACAAAUUCUUUAAUAAAACUCAAUUAUCUAGAACCUGGAGAAAAAAAUGCCAAUAUUUUAAGUCUUCUUCAUGAGCCUUUUUUUAUUUCGAGAGGAAAAAAGAAUAUGAGUGAACAUCUGAAAAAUACGAAACAUAAAUUCAGUGAUUAUGAUGACAGUUCAUUACGAGACCGUCGUGGAGAAGAUUUUCUUGAACAAUUGUUUAAAGAAAAUGACCCAUUUUAUAUAACAAGAGGGAAGAAAAGUGAACCCUAGAAAAAUAAUAUUUGAUUAUUUUCUAUUUAAAAAUAUUAGUUCAAACAUUG